This is a messenger RNA of Phalaenopsis equestris, 1653 nucleotides long. RefSeq names its product ribosome production factor 1. The record is from RefSeq and is a predicted model, not a curated record. Bases 422 to 1474 code for a protein of 350 amino acids. The transcript is spliced from 12 exons. Gene Ontology annotation, biological process: maturation of LSU-rRNA; maturation of 5.8S rRNA. NCBI's taxonomy places the organism in Eukaryota, Viridiplantae, Streptophyta, Magnoliopsida, Asparagales, Orchidaceae. Gene Ontology annotation, cellular component: preribosome, large subunit precursor; nucleolus. Gene Ontology annotation, molecular function: rRNA primary transcript binding.
AGUAAAUUAAGACCACAAACCCAUCUCCCUCGUCCCUCUCUCCCCGAAACCCUCACCUACAUCCGCCCAUGCUUCCCUUCCCAUCUCUGUCCAAAACCCUAGCUUUUGUCACUCUUCCGGUUUCGCCCAAAACCAUCUUUGUGAACGAACCUUUGCGAUACAGCCUCCAUUAGAGCUAGCUGGGAAGUCAACGACCGGAUUGCGGCUUACAGAGACCGCCGAAACUCCUUCUUUCUUAUCCUUCCGCUCCGCUCCUACCAGAAACCAUUGAGGAAGGAUAUAGCUUAAAUCCUGCAUAAAUCCUGCUUAAAACCGGAUACCAAGCAGCCCCCAAAGGGUAGCAUACAGCCCCUUAGACGGGAUUGAACGGUAGUUCUACUUGGGGCUGCCGAUAGGUCGGAAACAAGACGUCGGCAGCGAAAUGGCCGCCGGAAAGCGGAAGCAUCGUGAUAAAGAGGCUGGGGAAGGAGAUAGAGAGGAUGGGGAAGAAAUAAAAAAGGCCAAAUUUUUACCUUCGAUUAUAAAAAACAAGGAGAAGCGUAGCAAAGUGUACGCUGAUCUUAAACGCGAUAAGCGGUCUGCGAAGAGGAAGCAAACCAAGGCCCGUGAAGCCGCCGAGAAGAGAGCUCUCGAGCUUGGUGAGGAACCGCCUCUAAAGAAGAUUCCUCGGACCAUCGAGAAUACAAGGGAACCGGAUGAGACAGUCUGCAAGCCUAAUGAUGAAGAGUUGUUUGCAGCAAAUGAUGCUGAUGAAUUCAGCAAGAUUUUAAAGCAAGAGAUAGCUCCAAAAAUAUUGAUUAGCACAUGCCGCUUCAACUCAACUAGAGGACCUGCUUUCAUUCAAGAAUUGUUAACAGUUAUUCCAAAUGCCCAUUAUUAUAAGCGAGGAACCCAUGAACUCAAAAAGAUUGUAGAGUAUGCCAAAAACAAAGACUUCACAUCAAUUGUAGUUGUUCAUACUAAUCGUCGAGAACCAGAUGCGUUGUUGAUAAUCAACUUGCCUGAUGGACCAACCGCACAUUUUAAGGUUUCUAAUCUCGUUUUACGCAAGGAUAUUAAGAACCAUGGGAAUCCUACAAACCACAAGCCAGAACUUGUUUUGAAUAACUUCACUACUCGCCUCGGAUGCCGAAUUGGUAGGAUGAUACAAUCACUUUUCCCUCAAGAUCCUGUCUUUCGGGGUCGUCGUGUUGUAACAUUCCAUAACCAAAGAGAUUUUAUAUUUUUUCGCCAUCACAGAUAUAUCUUUGAAACCAAGGAGAAAAAGGAUGAUACAAAGGAUAAAAAGGCUCAGAGUGCCCAAAAUAAGAUCAACACUCAAGGGCGAGUCAUUGCACGCCUUCAGGAAUGUGGUCCUCGCUUUACACUUAAAUUAGUCACCCUGCAGCAUGGAACCUUUGAUUCCAAGGGCGGAGAAUAUGAAUGGCUCCAUAAGGCGGAUAUGGACACGAGCCGCAGGAGAUUUUUCUUGUAGGCUAGAGAUAUCAAUCAUCUAUUAGGAGGAUUUUUCUCUUAGCUUUCUUCAGAGGGCGCACGCUUUGGUUUGUCUCAUGCAUCAGUAAUUAGUGAAUAUCUUAUUUCAACAAAAAUCAUUUAAUUAUUUUGCUGUUCAACUGUUAGGACGGAUAAAUCAAGGAAUUUUGUUUUUUGCUU